AUUGAUCUACCUAUCCAAUGGUACGAGUACCCAUGCGAGUACCAUCCCUCUGGUGCCAUCCGCGUCUGUCCAUGUGUUCCAUUAGACGAUUAGCGCGGGUAGCCCUAGCGCGGGGUACAUUUCGAGCGUGCUUUCUGCGCUCUAUGCACGCUGCCAUCGUAUGGCUUAAAAUUUAGCGAAAUUUAGCGUAGCUUUUAUUUAGUCUAAGACGGGAAACAUACUCGGAGCGCGGUGACUCCUAAAUUUUUUUAUCCUUACAACCACGAAUGUACCGGCGUGAAUGGGUCGAACUGAAAUUCGGACGUUCUGUUCGAAGCGGCCUGGUGCUACGGGCUUGUAAGAGUGAUAUUUAUCGGGUUGAGAGCUGCUUGCAGCAAGCUUAACCGAGGUUUCCCGCUGCAUCUGAUUGAAGAAGAAAGACAACCAUGUCGGUGUGCUGGUUUUACGUGCAGGGAAGAUGUCGAUUCGGUGACAAGUGCCGGUAUCUGCAUCCGCGUGAAGGCUACCCUCAUUCGGACAGAUGCAAUCUACAGCAGGACAACUACCGCUCGUCGCAUCAGUCCCGCUUGCCUCAGCAGCCUCUAGUUCGUGCAAGCAGCUUCGAUUUCAAUGCAGCCCUAGAGCAGACUCGUAAGCAGGAGGAGCGCCAGAAACCCCGUGGGUACCGCGACCCCAGCUAUGGGGGAUCCUAUGGCAGUGCGGAAGACCGGCAUGUCGACCAACGAGACUGGUACCAAGGUAACCAGAACAGGUACCAAGGUAACCAGAACAGGUACCAAAGUAACCAAGACUCGUACCAAGAUAGGUACCAGGGGAACCAAGACAGGUACCAUGGAAGUCGGGACAGGUACCAGGGAAGCCAGGAAAGGUACCAGGGAAGCCAGGAAAGGUACCAGGGAAGCCAGGAAAGGUACCAAGGAAGCCAGGAAAGCUACCAGGGAAACCGCAACAGGUACCAAGGAGACCAGGACCAGCAUUUGGGGAGUCAAAGCAAACACCGCUGGGUGAAGGAUGGCCAUCAGAGCGAGCGAAGCGACAACAGAAGCAAUGGGAAGGCUGCUGUAACCUUCGACUUCAACAAGGCUCUCGAUGAGGCCACAAAGCUGGAUGAGGACAGAGAUGCCAGUGAGUCCCUUGGCGACGCGUCGCUCGGGGUGGUACGGGACAUGAAAACGUGGAAGGCCAGUGGGCAGUGGCCAUUUUCUUCGUACGGACCCUACGCCAACUCCUUGUCUUACCCGGGCUUUGCGGACGCUUCCAUGGAGGAGGUGCGCUGGGAGUGCUACCAGGCAAAGGAGGCGGGCACCAUGAGUGCUUAUAUCCAACAGCUCAAUCAAAUUGGCCAGAAUGUCCAGCAAAAUAUUGAUCACCUGCUUGCAAUGACACCUACUGCAAAAGAAAUUUUGGCUAAUCUGCCUCUCGGACAAAACGCCAAGGCACCUUUUGCUCCUGCUAGCUCUGGACGCUUGGCGGCAUCUUCAUCAGGCAGCACAGCAACAGCCAACAGCAUUCUGCCGCAAGUGCCCAUUAUGCCUGCUGCUCGGCCCCAAGCAGGCAGCGAGCGUGCAGCGUCCAUCUACUCCCUGGUGCAAGAUCUCACGGAGGAAGAGAGGCAGCAGUUCCUCGCUGAAAACUUCAGCCCCGGAAAGAUGCCGCAGAGGCCACCGCCGAGAGAAUACUGUGCACUUCCAUGAGGCCUCUUUUCUUUGUGCAAGGCUGCACACUGGACCCUUGUUGAGUUGCUUGGCUGCACGUCUGCCCAAACGUUACGAUUCCUGCGGCUCGACAACUCGAGUCGCACAUUUCAAACGAGUACUUUCGUGGGCAAACAGGAAAUUGUUUCGCCACAAGUUGUGCCUACACUGUUGUCACUUUCUUAUUGUACAGCCAUUAAAGGAGGAAUGGGAGCUC
This is a messenger RNA of Ixodes scapularis (black-legged tick), 1911 nucleotides long. RefSeq names its product nucleoporin NUP42. Bases 426 to 1694 code for a protein of 422 amino acids. The record is from RefSeq and is a predicted model, not a curated record. Lineage: Eukaryota; Metazoa; Arthropoda; Arachnida; Ixodida; Ixodidae. Gene Ontology annotation, molecular function: metal ion binding. The transcript has 6 exons.